Molecule: messenger RNA, 3457 nt
Organism: Triticum urartu
Lineage: Eukaryota; Viridiplantae; Streptophyta; Magnoliopsida; Poales; Poaceae
Biological process (GO): positive regulation of Arp2/3 complex-mediated actin nucleation; actin cytoskeleton organization
Cellular component (GO): cytoskeleton
Molecular function (GO): Arp2/3 complex binding; protein kinase A regulatory subunit binding
Source: RefSeq, a predicted model, not a curated record
AAUGUUUGAUUUUUUUGAAAAGGUGCCUAAAUUCUGGAUUAGUGUUAGUUCUUAAGUAUGUGCACUCCUUGUUUUGCAAAAACAUUAGUCAGCUUAACUGAUAUGUCGCUCACGGUUGUUGAAAGAGAUCUGUGGUUAGAUUCCUGGCUGGUUCAUUUCUUUUGUGAUUUUUUACAAUCUGUGAAAAGGCGUGUUCCCUGGUGUUAGUUUUUAAGAUUUCACGAUCAUUGCUUUACAUAGUCACUAGCUGUGUCAAUUGGUGAGCCACUCAAGCUUGGUGCAAGAGGUUUGUGGAUCGAAUCCUCAUAGCUCCACUUGUUUUAGGUUUCUUAUCAAUUUUUACAACCCGUGAAGGGGCGCGCUUACUACAACCAUCACCAUUGGGCCCGGCCCAGUUCGGCGGGGGUUGGGUGUCGUAUACAUCUUGACGGAAAAAAAAACUCAUCAUCAACUAAAAAAUAAAAAAAAGACCAUCCUACCCUUUUUCAUGAAGAGGUAUAAACAAAUCUUCACUGUUGAUGUGUUUAGGGGGGUUGUAUUGAAGAAGAAGUGAUCUUUGAUUAUUUUGAAGCUGGCUUGUAAAUUGAGAGCCUUUUAAACGGUAACAAUGCAUUGUUCCGGAGAGUAGGAGGAGGUACUACCUAACAAUUUUGCGUAUAUGCUGGCUACCAAUCCGGUAUAAGCUGUAAUGCUUAGGGCAUCUACAAUGCGUGACGCUUGUAGGAGGCGCCAGGAUCGAAUUCCUGUUCGAUCGGUGGUUGGACGAGAGAAUCCUGGCGUCCGGUGCCAUAUCGACACAAAAGUAGGAACCAAGCGCUUAAGCGUUUUCUCUCCUGGCGAUUAGCGUAACGAUUGGAUUUUUUAGCGCCUACUAAUGCGCCUGGCGUUCGAGCCGACGGACUCUUAGAUGAUUUUCUAAUUAUUUUAUUUCCCUAAACGCCCGUACAUGCGUUCACCAUUGGAGAUGCCCUUAUAGGCCGGACAGUGAACAGUGUCAUUUACAUGGAUUGGAAACUGCAUUCACCUUCAGGCCCUGCUUCAUAUAGAAAGCUCAACAGUCGACAAUAUCAUGCUGGGACUAUCAGCUACAUAGUGCAAGCAAAAUGAUAAAAAACCCCAGCCUGAACUUCAUGGUGAUAUCACCUCUGAUUGCAAUGGCUAUCAGUCAAGGUACACAUGGAGUAACCCGAACUUAGAAUACUUAAACCAAAAUUGGCACGGUAAACCGUGAAGCUAAUAAGUAGGUUGUGCGACCUCGCGACUCGUGGCACUGGCUCGGCCUAGAUGAUAUUUUGUCCGGCGGCAUGGUACAAAAGCAGCUAGCUAGCGUUUGUUGUGUUGUUGCCUCAAAGAGUUGGAUUCUUUUCAUUUUAAUGCAUGGAGAUCGCCAAUUCGCCAGGCAUUAUUUUCAUCUCCCUUUUCAUCAGGAAGCAUUAACAUGGCAAAAACGCAAUAUCCCUUCUCUAUUUAGAGGUUGGCUUGUCAUAAAUGGAGAACCUUUUAUACGGUAAGAACCUAACGACUUUCCGUAGCUUGUAAAUGCAUAGUACGCAGUUGUUGUAGCGCCAAUGAAUGUACUACAACGUUGAGUAGCCGCAACGCGAGUGCGGUAGAAAACUGUAUUCCGUACGUACUCACAUGGCGCGGUGCACAAGCAUGCGCAGUACGUAGGAUACGGUGGUACCUCCUCCUACUCUCUGCUCGGGGACCGCCCGUGCCGUGCUCCGCCAUGGUAAUGGCUACAUGUCAGUCGCUUGUCACGAGCCAUUUGGACUUUUAUAGAUGAAAGGCAUAAAGCCCGACUUCAAAUUAAUGAAGCCAUCAACCGACUCCAAAUUAAUGAAGCCAUUUGGACUUAGGAAGGAAGAAUAAGCAUCCAUCGAGUAGCACCUGCAUGCAUGCGCGCAUGGAGCAGAGUGCUCAGCUUCUGACGCCAACACUGUCAAGGCCCAAGCUCACCACCAACGCCGACGAGCUCCCCGAAGCUGUCGUCCUCGAGGAUGAGGGCGCCGCCAUGGCCGGCUUCGUGGGCCUCCUCCGCCAGCUCGGGGACCUCGCACAGCUUGCCGCGGAGGUGUUCGACGGCCUGCACGAACAGGCCACGGCGGUGUCCGCUCGGGCGCGCGGCCUCACGCUGGGGACGCGGCGGCUCGAGGCGGAGCUGACGCUCGUCGAGGAGCGGCUCCGCCGUCGUCGGAGUGCACGGCCCUGCUUCGUGCAGCAGCAGGACGUCGCCGUUGCCUGCAGCAAUUCAGUCUUCUCUUCAGGCAUUCGGUCAGAAGGCUUGUGUCGUGUCGCAGGCCACGGCGUGCACCGGCGCCGCGCAAGUGCCAGGCCGGUGAACCACGGCGUGAUUGUGGUGGGAGGAACGAAGCCUCGUUCCAUCGCGGAGCACAUCCGGCGAUGCCGCGGGCCUCCGCAGCUGUCCAUGCUUGACAAGUAUGAUGCCGGCGGCGAGGGGGCGUGCCUGAAGCGAUACACGGACCCGUCCUUCUUCAGAGCCCAGCCUGCCAAGCAUGAGCUUUUCUUGCAUGAAACCAAGCCAAAGCUUCAGAGUUCACACAAAUGCUCCAAAUUCAAAACAGGAGCGUUGCUCGAUACGCUCCGGCAACUGAAAUAUCGACACAUCAUCGGAAGAAUCAGGCGUCAAAUGCAUAGCUCUCACAAUCCGGAUUCGGCAGAAGAUGAAGGAUCCGAAGCACAUGUUUUGUCUUCAGCUGAUCCGCCUGAAACAUCAAACACCAGACUGUCAUGCUCUGCUGUGCCGGUCAAGGAGAGGAGCAGUGAGCUCGUCCAGAGGACCAGUUCGUUCGGGGCAUGGCUCUCUCCGGAUGCAGCUUCUACUCAUGCGUCUGACAUCAGACAAGAAACCAAUGCUGAUGGAUUUGCCAGCCAUGGCGCAAACAAGGCCGAUGAGAAUGCCAACAUUGCGACAAAUGCUCGUAGCGCCCUUAUCAACUUCAUCGCCUCAAGGGUCGAAAGCUCGCCGAGGAAGCUCUCUGUCAGGAAGCAUAGUGAUCCUUUAACGGAAUCCUUCCGGAACAUGGCUAAGAAGGUGCUGCUUGAGAAUGAAUCAGCACAUUCGUCACAACGAACUAGUGAAUUCUGAAGACAUGCCAGAUCCAGAUGAAGUUGCAUUUUACAGCAAAAGCAUCGAGGAGACUUAACGAGAGGCGACCUCGGAGCAAUGUGACGAUCCUUGUGAAUAACCUUCCACCUGCUAGCGUCGAUGAAGAAGCAAGCGGCGGCAUAAGUGAUCAAAACCCAAAAGGGACUAAUCUGCAUAUGUUGGAUACCAGUCCGCUAUUGAGUUGUGAUGCUUCUGUGCCGGACAGUGAACAGUACCAUUUACAUGUACUGUCGUUGCUGCCUAUUCCUCCGAUGUAAUGACUAUUUUUUUCCCGGAGAAUCGGCCUUCAGGCCCCGCUUUAUAUAGAAAGCGCAAGUGUCGACAACA